Equus caballus (horse) is the source of this 369-nucleotide messenger RNA. Lineage: Eukaryota; Metazoa; Chordata; Mammalia; Perissodactyla; Equidae. The record is from RefSeq and is a predicted model, not a curated record.
AUGGCCAGAGAUUCCACCAAGAAGAGCAGGUGCUCCAGACGACGCCAAAGCCCAGCCUCCAGAAAGAAAUCACACGCCAGCACCUACCGUGGCCACAGAAAUUACUCACUCUACAUAAACAGGGUCCUAAAGGAAGUGGUUCCCCAGAGGGGCAUAUCGGCUCGCACCUUGGACACCAUGAACAUCUUGAUCAACAACAUCUUCGAGCGCAUUUCUACGGAAGCCUGCAGCAUGAUGUAUUUCAGAAAUCGGUGUACCCUCACCCCUCAAGAUGUCCAGAAGGCAGUGUACUCGCUGUUUCCUGGGAAACUAGCUAAGUAUGCAGUGGCUUUUGGAAGUGAAGCUGUCCAGAGAUAUCUUCACUCCUAA